GUUAAAUUAAUGCACUGGAGUUCAACAACGCCAUUUAGUACAGAGUAGCAUCACAUUCCGAUUCACUCAGAUUAUUGCCGAAGAGAAGUAAACAUGACUUUCUGCUACAAAAAGGCAGAGCUUAUCGAAUAACGGAAUCUUUAAGCCAAUCACAUCGCACAGCUGUGGCCAUUUCGGCCAAUCACAGAGCCGCAGACUUCAUCGUCGUCUCACCAGCAACGACCAUCCGCUAGCUGGUUUAGCAUCCGUCCGGAUGAGCGGCUAAGCUACAGGGACACCGACACAUCUGUUCGUCUCUCUGGUGAUGUGUUCCUCCUGAAUUUACUGAAGCCAACAGUCGUCCGAGUGACUAAACCGGAGGCCCGGUCGAAGAUGCAGUUCAUGCUGUUGUUCAGCCGGCAGGGAAAGCUGCGGCUCCAGAAAUGGUACGUGCCCCUGUCCGACAAGGAGAGGAAGAAGAUCUCCAGGGACCUGGUCCAGACCAUACUGGCCCGGAAGCCCAAGAUGUGCAGCUUCUUGGAGUGGCGGGACCUCAAGAUUGUGUACAAGAGAUACGCGAGCCUGUAUUUCUGCUGCGCAGUCGAGGAUCAGGAUAAUGAGCUGAUCACCCUGGAGAUCAUCCACCGAUACGUGGAGCUGCUGGACAAAUAUUUUGGCAGUGUGUGUGAGUUGGAUAUUAUCUUCAACUUUGAGAAGGCCUACUUCAUCCUGGAUGAGUUCCUGCUGGGCGGAGAGGCCCAGGAGACGUCCAAGAAGAACGUGCUGAAGGCCAUCGAGCAGGCCGACCUGCUGCAGGAGGAGGCUGAGGCACCACGCAGCGUUUUGGAGGAAAUUGGGCUGACAUAGAGCAUCAGGCUCCUUCUCCCGGCUGCAGAUCUGGCAACCCUCCACGUCACUAUCCCGCCUUCUCCUGUUGUCCCCUGUGUCAGUGUUGUAUGUAUAUGUCCUGUACUAUCCAGUAAUGUCCUUUUUAAUGUGGUGCCAACUGUGGCUUGAAUGUGUCUCCUAUGUACAAUCUCCCUCGCUGUAUUCCGCUGUACUGUUAAUGUGACUUCACACCAACAGGCUUCUUAAAACUCCACACAGUACAAUGUAGCGACGACAUGAACACUGCAGUCAUAUUGAGAUCAUCUAUCAUCACCGAUUACGGGGUCGUACGUGCCGUUUGGACGGGGACUUUUUACGGUGCUGUUGCAGCCGGUGCUUCUGUGUGUAUAACCGUCUCAUUUGAGUCCGAGCUAAGCAUCCCAAUUCAUGAAAAACAAAUACUCAACGAGGGUCAUUUAAUAUAGAAUUAUAAACUAUUAGGUGCUCUGCCCAACAGGUUUUUACCUUGUUUGUCAAGAGCAAACAUAUUAAACCAUCAUUUUAUUUACUAUAAAUCUUUUUUGGGAUAUAAAAUGUUGGAUUUGUUAAGAGGCACAGUUUGAGGAAAUUUAGUUAUUUGUACUUAUGCGUUAGAUUGAAUAUUUUUGUUUUUCCAGAUGCUUAGAAGGGGACUCUAGAAAUACCUUCAGAACAGCAGCAAGUGUUACUAAAUGAUCAGUUUUUUGUUUUUUUUAACCGUCAUUGUAUAUAUAUAUUUUUCUUUGCUCAGUCGUGACUCCGAUGUAACGGUAAAACACGAGCACCAGCGGGGGCUAAUGCUCAGUGGGAAUCAGACACGUUUACAAUCACAAGUGAAAUUAAACAAUUACCCAUGAUCAAAAUCA
Messenger RNA from Cyclopterus lumpus (lumpfish), 1712 nucleotides. It is a transcript of the gene ap1s2, whose product is annotated as adaptor related protein complex 1 subunit sigma 2. The record is from RefSeq and is a predicted model, not a curated record. Bases 373 to 846 code for a protein of 157 amino acids. The transcript is spliced from 5 exons. Lineage: Eukaryota; Metazoa; Chordata; Actinopteri; Perciformes; Cyclopteridae. Gene Ontology annotation, molecular function: clathrin-cargo adaptor activity. Gene Ontology annotation, cellular component: membrane coat; AP-1 adaptor complex; intracellular membrane-bounded organelle. Gene Ontology annotation, biological process: vesicle-mediated transport; intracellular protein transport.